CCAGACUCUGUUUAUUCCCCAUGGUUACUGAAGCCUUUGACUCCUCAUCUCAGCUCCAUCAACUGUAUUCUGGAUUCGAAUGAUUGUACCAUGGCAGAUUCAGACGCAGAAACGGCAAGCCAGCCGUCAACCUCACCAAUCUCUGCAUUGCCUGAUGUGAAAGGAGCCGAGGCGCACACCCAAGCAGUAGCAGUUGAGCCGGGCGAGGCUCAGCAGAAAAUAUCGCCACCUGUCCCAAAGCGCCUACGAAACCGCGCCACGUCUUCCUCACUUCUUGGAGUCAAAACCAUACUGAAGCGUCAUGCCUCAGACGUCACACCCGAGAAAAACAGAAAAGGAUCUGCUGCAUCCAAGAAGUUCCCCACGCCAUCGCCUGCCAGACGUGAAGUCUCCAGAAAGUCCACCAUUCAAGGUGCAUCUAUCUCAAAGCCUCAGCCCUCACCUACUCAGCGCGACAUCACCAAGAACCGCGGGUCGUCAAGGAAGAAGGUACCUGCUAUUAGCAACUUGCUAGUGAGUGAGGUGGUCCCAGCCAGGAGCACUGUCCCGAACAGUGCUGGGAAUGGCAAAAUCGAUCCUGCUGGCCUGGCACCGGUUGAGACUAUUACCGCUCUCAACUACAUUGACACUGCAGCCGACUCAAAAGCCAUCAUCUACGCAUCGGUUCUGGACGAGGAAGCGGUAGAUCCAUGUGAACUUGGGGCCGAAAGUGGUCCCCAUCUUCAUAUAGAAGCGAUUGUCGGUCACCGCUUCGUCCAAGGCGUCGGUAUCGAGGUUUUGGCUCAAUGGGGACAGGAUCACAGCCUUCCCAACUCAUGGGAGCCCGAGGCUAUCAUACACGCAGAUGCCAGGGACCUCCUCCUGGAGUAUUGGGAUAGCACCCCGGGAGGCCGUCUCCAGGAGCUACGUGGCACUGGCCACGAGAACGAUGUCUUUGCCCUGCACCGCUACGACGCAAGACAAACCGAGGCCAGUGAAGGCUCCGCUCCCAAGAGCAAAAAGAUCAAGCUGAUGCCAAAUAAGAGAAAAUCAGCAAGGCCUCCCAAAGCGGUGCUGCUCGUCGAAGUCGAAUACUGUGGCUACAGAGGAACAACAUGGGUUCCUGACAAGCUUCUUAGUGAAGAUCUCCCCGUCUUGAUGAGCAAAUACUGGGCUCUUGCUGGAGGUCGACCUGUCGGCUUUUAG
Pyricularia grisea is the source of this 1185-nucleotide messenger RNA. RefSeq lists its product as uncharacterized. The record is from RefSeq and is a predicted model, not a curated record. Lineage: Eukaryota; Fungi; Ascomycota; Sordariomycetes; Magnaporthales; Pyriculariaceae. The transcript is spliced from 2 exons. Bases 91 to 1185 code for a protein of 364 amino acids.